Molecule: messenger RNA, 2745 nt
Organism: Lemur catta (Ring-tailed lemur)
Lineage: Eukaryota; Metazoa; Chordata; Mammalia; Primates; Lemuridae
Gene: NEMP2
Product: nuclear envelope integral membrane protein 2
Exons: 9
Coding region: 74-1351 (425 amino acids)
Cellular component (GO): nuclear envelope
Source: RefSeq, a predicted model, not a curated record
UUCCGUUCCUCUCGGCUGAGCCGGCCCCCUGCGGGCUUGGGUUCGGGUGGCACGGAGCUGAGCCCCGGGCGGGAUGCGGCCGCGCCCAGGGCGGUGGUGGCUGCUGCUCUGGCUGCCGCCCCUGGCCACGCUGCCCGCGGGCGCCAUGUGCAGGGAGGAGGCGGCGGCGACGCUGUCAGUUCAAAGGUGUAAAGCUUUGAAGGAAAUGGAUUUAAUUAAAACUUCUCAGUCAGACUGUUACUGCCUCAAUCAAAAUUCCCAAAUGAAGUGGAAAUACAUGUGGUCAACUGUGCAGGUGAAAAUUACCAGUCCAGGCCUGCUCAGUAUCAUAUAUAUAACAGAAAGGUAUAAUUGCCAGUAUCCAGAAACCAUUCUAUCUUUUAUCAAAUGUGUGAUGAAUAACUUCUGGACACCAAAGGAGUCUAAUGAAAUAACUAUAAUAAUCAAUCCUUACGGGGAGACUAUGUGCUUCUCUGUGGAGCCUGUCAAGAAGAUAUUUAGCUAUACAAUAAGCGUGACUCGAAAUAUCGUGGAUUUCAAACUCUUCCUUGUGUUUGUGGCAGGCAUUUUCCUUUUCUUUUAUGCAAAGACCCUGAGUCAAAACCCUAUUUUCUAUUACUCUUCGGGGACCAUGCUAGGUCUUCUAAUGACAUUAGUCUUUGUCCUGCUGUUGGUGAAAAGAUAUAUUCCAAAGUAUAGCACCUUUUGGGCUCUAAUGGUUGGUUGUUGGUUUGCUUCAGUGUAUGUUUUGUGCCAGUUGAUGGAAGAGCUGAAGCGGCUGUGGUAUGAAAACAGAGUAUAUAUAUUAGGCUACAUUCUGAUAGUUGGAUUUUUCAGCUUUGCUGCCUGUUACAAACAUGGGCCCCUUGUGGACGACAAGAGCAGAUGUCUUCUGAUGUGGACACUGCGGCUCCUCUCCCUGGCCCUGGUCUAUGCUGGUGUGGCCGUGCCUCAGUUUGCCUGUGUGGCCGUGAUCCUCCUCGUGUCCUACAGGAGCCUGUGCUACCCGCUGAAAGCAUUCGGUUAUGUGAGGUGGAAAAUGAAGCAGUGGUUUACAUCACGAAAGCUGGUGGUUACUUACCUUACGGAAGAUGAAUACAGAGAACAGGCUGACGCUGAAACAACCAGCGCUCUGGAGGAACUGCGCCAAGCCUGCCGCAGACCCGACUUCCCAUCGUGGCUGGUCGUCUCCAAACUCCAGACUCCUAGAAAAUUUGCAGAUUUUGUUCUUGGAGGAAGCCACUUGUCACCUGAAGAAAUCAGUCUGCAUGAAGAACAAUAUGGCCUUGGGGGUGUCUUCCUGGAAGAGCAGCUCUUUAACCUGAGGACUGACACUCUACCUGCAAGUUGACUUCAUUGUGGACAAGGAAGUGGGUAAAGUGCAGGGAUCCUAUUAAAGUUGGGCAGAAAUGUCCUUUCUAGUGAACAAUGGCAAAAGCAUUUGCUGUGGAGAAAAAUAAGUCAUGAUGGAAAGGAAAACUAACCUAUAUUGAAAACAAUUUAUCAUUCUUGGUGAGUUCUGUUACUUUUGUACUGUAGGUAGGCACCAAGAUUCUGUGACCGAGUCAUUACCACUUUCCUUAAAUGAAGACUUUCAUUAGGAACAAGGGAAUCCUGUUCUUUAAGGGGCCAGUAAACAUGAACAGGUGCCUCGUCAACACGAGGAAACGAAAUCCUCUCUUAAUCCCCUGAACCUGUGUCAUAAGAGUCUGCAUUACUCUUCCUAUAUUUCAUCAAUAUAAGUGCUUGAGGACACCUGGAAUAUGCUGGACCAGUGUUUUCUGAAGUGUAAUCCAUAGUAUACCACUAAGUAUGAGUCGGUAAGGGGAUCCUGAGAUUAACUAAAUUGAUACAAAGUUAAACAAAUUUACUUCAGGACUUCUCAGUGCCUUUACCGAUGCUAAUGCACAUUGUGAAUCUCCUAAAGGGGAGAAGUUGUGUGCAGUGGUUUCUGACUUAAUUUGACCACAGAACCCUUUUUCCAUAUCAUUAAUAUUCCUUGGAACACAUGUUUGUAAAAUGCUAAUGAUGGUGGAAUUGAGGUUUGAGAGGUUAAAUAACUUGUGCAACAUCACCAAGCUAUUAUAUUUAGAGGCAGCACUGGUAGAACUCCAGCCCUAGUGUGUCCUCUGACUCAGGUUGAAGAAGAGAUCUCUAGAUGCAAACUGAGGAGCCAACUCCCUACAGCUUUGGGUCUCAUGAUGUUGGUGACUUAUUUUUUAUUUUUUAAUAAUGGCCAACUAGCCAUUUAAUAACUGUGAUAAAGAGAAACAUUUUUUAAGAUUAUAAAGUUUUGAUAAGAUUUUUAUAUACAUACAUGUCUUUUUUUGUAUUUUGAAAUUGAAGGUAUUGACAUUUUGAGAGUUGAUCCAUUUUUAAAUCCAUUUUUAAAAAUUGUUUAGCUAUACAUGUUUUUAACAAUUUUUACAAAACAGAUCUGUGAUCUUUUUUACAGAGAGCAAAUAUUUUUUUCUUGAUUGAUGACGUUAAACUCUGGAGUGAAAUGAGGGACUAACUGAGCUGUGUCUCUGAGGAGAGGAGGCCAAAACAUAGAUCUGAGGAAAGAUUUGGACCUGGCAAAAUAAUCGAAGGGUUAAGAAGUUGCUAAAUUGAUUCUUUUUGACAGUCAAACUCAGGCUUUUUUGCUGUGAUGGGAUGAUAAAGAAUGAGGAAUCCUAGCACUCUGAGCUGCCAGGGUGGGAGGAUCACUUGAGCUCAGGAGCUGGAGGUUGCAGUGAGCUAUGA